Salpingoeca rosetta is the source of this 3917-nucleotide messenger RNA. RefSeq lists its product as uncharacterized. Gene Ontology annotation, cellular component: nucleus. The record is from RefSeq and is a predicted model, not a curated record. The coding region runs from base 143 to 3742 and encodes 1199 amino acids. Gene Ontology annotation, molecular function: mismatched DNA binding; ATP-dependent DNA damage sensor activity; ATP binding. Gene Ontology annotation, biological process: mitotic recombination; mismatch repair. Lineage: Eukaryota; Choanoflagellata; Craspedida; Salpingoecidae. The transcript is spliced from 29 exons.
GCCAGUCACAUCACAACGAGCUCGCCAACCAACAACAACGUGAGACACAGCAGGCAAGCAAGAGUGCGUGGUGCACCUUGAUUGAUGUUGACGUGAGAGGAGAGCACCUGUUGCACCAACAACCAACAACAAACAAACAACGAUGGGUGGCAACAAGCAGAAGCAGAGCUCCAUCUCCCGGUUCUUUGCGCGCAAAAAGGCGGUGGCAGCCAAAGCAAAGAAGGCCAGCUCCACCAGUGCAAACAGUAGCAGCGGCAGCAGCACGGGUGCCUCCAAGUUCUUUGGCGGUGCGUCAAGCAAUGGUGACGGGACCAACGGCACGACAAGCCAGGCCACCAAGCCUGCCGCUCCUCUCUCCCCAAAGAUUACAAAAGCAGUGGAUGCACUGAGCGAUUUCCUCCCUUCCACAAAGCGAGCCAAGACAGAUCGCGCCAGCACCCCAAGCAAGCCGGCGGUGGCCGGCGCAAAACCAGACAUUGCCACAUCAAGCGCAAAGCGCAAAGUGGAGCUGAGUCCUGUCCCCGAGAAAAGCGCAAAGCUGGAUGUGCACUCGUUCUUGCGGGCAGACACACACAAGCAGCGCAAAAGCGCCACAGGCCUGCCUGGCUUUGAGGUCCCCAAAGGCGCCAAGCUCACGCCGCUCGAACAACAGUUCUUGGACGUGAAGCGCAAGCAUCCCAACUCGGUGCUGCUGGUGGAGGUUGGAUACAAGUAUCAGUUCUUCGGUCGCGAUGCGGAGAUUGCUGCCGAUGUCCUCAACAUCUUCUGCGCGUCAGGACACAACAACUUCAAGAUUGCCAGCAUCCCCGUGCACCGCCUGUUUGUACACGUGCGCCGUCUCGUUGAUGCCGGAUACAAGGUUGGUGUUGUGAAACAGACGGAGACAGCUGCCUUGAAGAAAGCCAGUGCGAACAAGAGCAAACCCUUCACCCGCAAGCUCGCAGCCAUGUACACAAAGGGCACGCUGAUUGGCGAGGAUGUUGACGUUGGCGAUGACGCGGCAGACGUCAAUGAGACGGGGUACCUGUGCUGCCUGUGUGAAGACAUUAAGGACGAAGCAGGGGAGAACACAACCGUUGGCCUUGUUGCCGUCAACUGCACCACAGGCGAUCUGAUUUACGACGAAUUCAGCGAUGAUGUCAGCAGAGCAGCGCUGGACACGCGCCUGGCACACAUCAGCCCUGUGGAAGUUUUGCUGCCGAAGAAUUUGCACUCGAGAACUGCCCGCCUCAUCCACGCGUUUCACUCAGACGGCGUACGGGAGGAGCGGUUGUCCGAUGACCAUUUUGACGUCACGCGUGCAGCCAGCGUCAUCACGGACUUUUUCUCCGAUUCUCCGCACACAGCAUCCCCAACCGCCGCCACACCACCAUCACCAUCAUCAAAAUCCACCGCCACCACCACUUCAGCAGCAGCGAAGAAUGCGACAAUUGUGAGCACAAUGCUGUCGCUGCCACCGCGCGUGCUUGCAUGCAUGGCUGCACUCCUCCACCAUCUCAAGGCCUUCAACCUCGAACGUGUCCUCGCUCUCACUUCCUCCCUCCGCAGAUUCACAACAACAGGGCGGGAGAUGAUUCUCAACGCGUGUACGCUUAAGAACCUCGACGUGCUGCGGGAACAGUCGACGGGGUCGCACCAGGGCUCGCUGCUGUGGCUGCUGGACCACACGUGCACGUCCUUUGGGCGCCGCCUUCUGCGCCACUGGGUUGCACGCCCUCUCGUCUCCUUCACGGACAUUGAGGAGCGGCAGCGUACGGUUGAGCUCUUCUCGUCCGCGUUUCAGACCGGCGCUGACGACCUGCGCUCGCUCCUGUCCGGAAUUCCGGACAUUGAACGCGGCCUCCUCACCGUCUACUCACAACGGAGCUCUCCGCGCGAGUUCCACGCAUUGGUGACGGCAAUGUCCCGUGUGCGGGAGCAUUUCGUCAUGCUCCAAGCACACAGCGUUUUGAAACGGUCCUCCCUCCUCUCCAAACUCGUGGAGACGGUGUGUGAUGCGCUCGAGACGGCGACCAACUAUGUCGGCAUGAUGAAGAAGGAGGCGGCAGAGAAGAACGACAAGAUCGACUUGCUCGUGGACUGCCACCACAUCUUCCCGACGAAACGCCCGCUGGAGGAACAGCUCACCACCGUCAAACACGAGUUGGCGACACACAAGCGCACCAUUUGCCGCACCCUCGGCCUGAACGCGUUUGAAUACACGUGUGUGAGUGGCGAGGAUUAUCUCAUCGAAGUACCCCGCUCCCGCUCGUCCAUUGUUCCAAAGGACUGGAGAACCAUCAGCGCCACAAAGCAGAAAGUUCGGUACCGCUCACAAUUCAUCCACGAACGCCUUGAGGUGAUGGCGCAGUGCAACGAGCAGCUGCAGAUUGACGCAGCAGAGGCGUGGCGCAAGUUCAUGGAGUCGUUUUCUGCGUCAUAUGACGAGCUUCGUCGCGGCAUCAAAGCGCUGGCUACGCUCGACUGCCUCCUCUCGCUCGCCCACACCGCAAAGCUGCCGGGAUAUGUCAAGCCAACGCUCCUCAGCCACGCUCCCAGCGGUGUGGGCGGCAACCACGCCGGGGAAGGCUGCAACCACACCAGCACCCCACCAGACGCCACCACCACCACCAGCAGUAGCAGUGUGCAUGGUGGUAGUGGUGGUGGUGGUGGUGGUGGUGGUGGUGUGCAAAGCGUGCGUGGCCGUGCUGCGAGGAAGAGCAGCGCGCCGCAUCUGCACAUUGUCAACGGACGCCAUCCAAUGGUGGCCGCUGUGCUCGACGACCAGUUUGUGCCAAACUCAACACACAUGGACGGAGAUGGUGUGCGCUGCAUGGUGAUUACUGGCCCCAAUAUGGGCGGCAAGAGCUCAUACAUCAAGCAGGUUGCGCUGAUUGUGAUGAUGGCCCAGCUUGGAUGCUUUGUUCCCGCAGACAGUGCAGAGCUCACGCUCGUCACCAACAUCUACACCAGGAUGGGUGCCUCUGAUGACAUUGAGCGCGGGCAGAGCACAUUCAUGACGGAACUGCGUGAGGCGUCGGAAGCGCUGUGCAACGCAGACACGCAUUCACUCGUCAUCAUGGACGAGCUUGGCAGAGGCACGUCCACGCACGACGGCGUCGCCAUUGCCCACGCAACGUUGAAAUAUCUCAUCGACAAGCUGCGGUGCCUGUCGCUGUUUGUCACGCACUACCCGAGCUUGGCGGAGGUCACGGCGCUGUAUCCGCAGCACGUCCUCUGCUCACACAUGAGCUUCGUCGAGCAACAAGACGACGACAAACAAGCCAUGGCUGCCAACAGUGCUCUCAACAAGGGAGCUGGUGUCCAUGACAACGGCGACAACGAUGAUGAUGAUGAUGAUGAUGAUGAUGGUGAUGAUGAUGAUGUCGCAGCGUUGGAGAUCAUCACUGCUGGCGAUACCAAUGACACGACUGUGCGGGAGGGAGCCACAACACCGCCGCCACCAUCAACAUCCGUGCCCCCAUCGGCACAGCCGCCACAGCGCGUUCUCUUCCUGCACCAGCUCGUCAAGGGCCUGGCGAAGAAAAGCUACGGCCUCAACGUCGCCCGCCUCGCUUGCUUGCCCGAGAGCGUGUUGGCGCGGGCCACGGAGAAGAGCCACGAGCUUGAGUGCGUCGUCCAGGCCAGACGGCGAAGCGAGCAGCAGUCGAAUAUGGAGCUGUUUGCACAGGCGCUGCUGCAAACGGAGGAUGCGCAGAGUGCCGUCAACCUGCUCUCCGCCAUCCAGCACUACAAAGCAUAGCCAACCCCACGCGCACAUGCAUUGGGGUGCUUGGUUUGAGUGCUUGGUUUGCUUGUGAGACGCGUCGCGGCUGACUUGACGACGCUGUCGUCACUGUUGCUGUUGCUGCUGCUGUCGAUGUUGUUGGUGACGAUGAUGAUGAUGAUGUGAAAUAAACGAACGAACCCGAACCCGA